GGGGCGGAGCAAAGCCGGGGUUGGCUGAAGCGUGUCGCUGUCUCUGCUAGUGGGCUGACAGGCCUGGUGGGCGCCCGUCGGGGACUGAGGUCCAGGUAUGGGAACAACAGAGCAGGAUCAUGAUGACUUCUUGUGGGAAUGAGAUGGAAGCGAUAUCGCUGUGGUCCUCUGUUUAAUUUUAUUUAGCUCUCAGCCUUACUUCCGGCAGAAUUCAGAGGUUUCAAGCUCCAGCAUCUGAAACAUUUCCUGUGAUUCUGAAGAUGACACAGUGAUGAGUCUUCUCAUUUCCAGCUGAGUUUUAGGUCUGGAAUGGCCAGCCAGGAAACUGAAGUUCAAAGACUGGCACUAGAUAACGAUUCAAUGAUAGAAGGGAUAAGUGACCAGGUUCUGCUGGCGAUAGUGCUUAGCAUCACAUUCCUGGUUGCACUGACAUACAUGCUAUUAAGAGAUGGGCAGUCAGAUAUUCAUCCAGAAAACCAAGAGCUAGUGAGAGCAAUUAGACAACAAAUACAAUCGGAACAGGAAAAUAGUGUUGGUGACAGGCAACAUUUCUACACUGAUUUGUCCUGCCCGGUGUGUUUGCAACAGGCUACAUUUCCCAUUGAAACAAAUUGUGGACAUCUUUUCUGUGGUUCCUGCAUUAUAGCGUAUUGGAGGUGCGGAUCAUGGCUAGGUGCAAUACACUGUCCUAUCUGCAGACAAACGGUAACUUUAUUUUUACCACUCUUUGAUGAGGGACAAGAGGAUGCAGCACAAGUACUUCAUGAUGUUAAUGAUUAUAAUAGGAGGUUCUCGGGACAGCCAAGAUCGAUUAUGGAAAGGAUUAUGGAUUUACCUACAUUAUUGCGUCAUGCAUUCAGAGAAAUGUUUUCUGUCGGUGGUCUCUUCUGGAUGUUCCGCAUCAGAAUAUUCCUCUGUUUCCUGGGGGCCUUGUUAUAUCUUGCGUCACCGUUGGACUUUCUUCCUGAAGCUUUGUUUGGAAUAUUAGGAUUUUUAGAUGACUUUUUUGUGGUUUUUCUGCUACUCAUAUAUAUAUCUAUCAUGUACCGAGAAUUCGUGACACAGAGACUGAACAGAUGAAGACAGAUGUCAGUAAUUAACAUUAAGGUACAUUAAAUGAAUUAACUGUUUUGAGAAAAAAUAUCUAGACACAAUUUUGGUUAUUAAAAAACUUUCAUUGGAUCAUCUUAUGCAAUCAAAAACACAUCUUUAUUUCUGACAUACGCCAGCAUAAGAUAACAGAUUAUAAAAGUAUAUUAUGCAAAUGUGAGGAAUUAAUGUCACAGCGAUUAGGGAACUGGAAAUUUGAUG
Messenger RNA from Pseudonaja textilis, 1311 nucleotides. The record is from RefSeq and is a predicted model, not a curated record. Lineage: Eukaryota; Metazoa; Chordata; Lepidosauria; Squamata; Elapidae.